AUGAAGAAGGUAAAGCUAUCUUUGAUAGCUAAUGAAAGAUCAAGGAAAACAUCCUUCAUGAAGAGGAAAAACGGGAUAUUCAAGAAACUCCACGAGUUGUCAACUCUAUGUGGUGUCCAAGCUUGUGCUCUCAUCUAUAGUCCAUUCAUACCGGUUCCAGAGUCAUGGCCGUCAAGGGAAGGUGCUAAAAAGGUAGCUUCAAAGUUUCUGGAGAUGCCGCGGACAGCCCGAACCAGGAAGAUGAUGGAUCAAGAAACCCAUCUUAUGGAGAGGAUUACCAAAGCAAAAGAGCAACUAAAGAAUUUGGCUGCUGAGAACCGAGAAUUACAGGUUAGACGAUUUAUGUUUGAUUGUGUUGAAGGCAAAAUGUCCCAGUAUCGUUAUGAUGCAAAAGACCUUCAAGAUUUGCUAUCUUGUAUGAAUCUAUAUCUCGAUCAGCUUAACGGAAGGAUCGAGUCCAUUAAAGAAAACGGUGAGUCGUUGUUGUCUUCCGUCUCUCCUUUUCCUACUAGAAUUGGUGUUGACGAAAUUGGUGAUGAGUCGUUUUCCGACUCUCCUAUUCAUUCUACAACUAGGGUUGUAGAUACUCCUAAUGCUACCAAUCCUCAUGUUCUUGCGGGCGAUAUGACUCCUUUUCUUGAUGCGGACGCAAAUGCGAAUAUGAAUCAGGUUCAAUACCAGGCUCCUAAUAAUCUGUUUAAUCAGAUUCAACGAGAAUUCUACAACAUAAAUUUGAAUCUGAAUUUGAAUCUGAAUUCAAAUCAGUAUCUGAAUCAACAACAAUCAUUCAUGAAUCCGAUGGUGGAACAACAUAUGAAUCAUGUUGGAGGGCGUGAAAGCAUUCCUUUCGUGGACAGAAACUACUACAACUACAAUCAACUACCAGCCGUUGAUCUUGCUUCCACCAGUUACAUGCCUUCAACCACCGAUGUUUAUGAUCCUUACAUCAACAACAAUCUCUAA
Molecule: messenger RNA, 963 nt
Organism: Arabidopsis thaliana (thale cress)
Lineage: Eukaryota; Viridiplantae; Streptophyta; Magnoliopsida; Brassicales; Brassicaceae
Gene: AGL90
Product: AGAMOUS-like 90
Exons: 2
Coding region: 1-963 (320 amino acids)
Biological process (GO): positive regulation of transcription by RNA polymerase II
Cellular component (GO): nucleus
Molecular function (GO): cis-regulatory region sequence-specific DNA binding; DNA-binding transcription factor activity, RNA polymerase II-specific; DNA binding
Source: RefSeq, marked reviewed